This is a messenger RNA of Engraulis encrasicolus (European anchovy), 1123 nucleotides long. It is a transcript of the gene rcan3, whose product is annotated as regulator of calcineurin 3. NCBI's taxonomy places the organism in Eukaryota, Metazoa, Chordata, Actinopteri, Clupeiformes, Engraulidae. Gene Ontology annotation, biological process: calcium-mediated signaling. Gene Ontology annotation, molecular function: nucleic acid binding; calcium-dependent protein serine/threonine phosphatase regulator activity. The record is from RefSeq and is a predicted model, not a curated record. Gene Ontology annotation, cellular component: nucleus; cytoplasm. The coding region runs from base 1 to 711 and encodes 236 amino acids. The transcript is spliced from 4 exons.
AUGAUGCGUGAGGUGGGCCGGCGGUGGGGUGAGGGGAGCGAGUGCUACAGUAGUGACCCUGAGGACGAAGAGGAGGAGGAGGAGGGCAUGGUGUUCGGGGAGAACGAUGACACCUGCAGCGAGGAGAUGAUGGACCUCAGUGACCUGCCCACCGCACUGUUCGCAUGCAGCGUACACGAGGCCGUGUUCGAGGAACAGAGGAUCAGAGAGCGAUUUGAGGCGCUGUUCCGCAUCUACGACGAGCAGACGGCGUUCCAGAUGUUCAAGAGCUUCCGGCGGGUGAGGAUCAGCUUCAGCACGGCCGAGGCCGCCGCACGCGCCCGCAUAGAGCUGCACGAGACCGAGUUCAACGGACAACAACUCAAACUCUACUUCGCACAGGUGCAGAACUCGGGUGAGGAGGUGGACAAGUCCUUCCUGGCGCCCCCCGCCCCCGUCAAGCAGUUCCUGAUCUCGCCCCCCGCCUCCCCCCCUGUGGGCUGGACACAGAGCGAGGACGCCACGCCUGUCAUCAACUACGACCUGCUCUGCGCCAUCGCCAAACUCGGGCCAGGUGAUAAAUAUGAGCUGCAUGCAGGAACGGAGUCCACUCCGAGCGUGGUGGUGCACGUGUGCGAGAGCGAGGAAGAGGUGGAGGAAGAGGCCCGUCCCAAGAUGAAGAUCGUCCAGACCCGCCGUCCCGAGGGCCAGUCCGCCCAGGUCUUCAACUAAACAACCCCACAACCCAGCACCCAACCCACAGCGACCCACAACCCCACCGUCAGACGGGGCGAAUCUCCACCCUCUUAUCUCUCUCUCUGCCUCUCUCCGCCACUCGGGGAACGGGCACCCUUCAUUUCAGUUAACAACUAAAAAAACGACACUUUUGAAGAAAAAAAAAAGCAUAACAUACGAACGAACGAAAGAACGAACUGCAGGUAAUGUUUGUGAAGUGCGAACAGACAAACAAGACCGAUGGACAGACGGAUGGAUGGAUGGAUGGAUGUAUGGCUGGAUGGAUGGAUGGAUGGGUGGAGAGAUGGAAAGGCAGUCGGAGAUGGCCUACACCGUCCGAUGAUGCUUCUGCACGAGCUCUCAUCACAGACGCACAGGCCCCUGGGGCCCCUCAUGACCCCCUCUCCCC